UGAAGUCGAACGCACCUAUUGCGUCACGUGAACAAGGGAGUGUAUGUCCGCUGACGGUUAUUUCUUCCUCUGGAGACGUCGCAAGGCCAACAAUGUGCACCCGUGUCCAGCCAAUUGAGUGGACCACUGACUGCAAGAACCAAAAUUACGAUGGCAUCUUGUUGGUCACCCAGAACCAUGAAACUCUUCCCCAUGAACUGGAAUGCUUGAAAGCACCUCUGCAGGACUACAGCUCUGUUGACAGUGGUCUAGGGGAGGAGGUUGUGGUGUUGAAGGUCCCUGGUCUCCCUGGUAACCGCCUUGUGUUUUCCUCUACUGGCCCUGUUAUCCGUGACUACGAUGACAUCAGGCGCUUCAGUGAUGCUGCCAUUAGUGGUAUCAAACGGGCCAUGAAAGCAGGCAUGCAGCGCCCUCUUCUUAUCUGUCCAUGCCACAGCAGCUACAAGAGGAGCACCCUGGUGGCUGCCCUGGGGGCCUUGCAUGCUCUCUACAUGCCUCUGGAGGUGAGGGAGGCAAGUCUGAAGCCCAGCCCAUACAAGGUGUGUGUCCUGGGACUGUGGGUGGCCCAGCAGGCCCAGGGACAGAUACUCUUGGACCUGGCCUCUGCUCUUGAGGGUGGCAGGCUGGUGUGCCGGGACAUCGGAGGGUCAGAUCCAGAGCGUAUGGCUGCUCCUCGUGUGACUGAAUACGUCCAGGCUCUCUUUAAGGACAGCCCUGUUCAGGUGGAGGUGGUGAGUGAGCUGAAGGUGCUGGAGAAAGAGUACCCCUGUCUGGCUGCUGUUAACCGUUGUGCCAAUGCGGUGCCCCGCCACCAGGCCAGAGUGGUGAAGCUGCAGUACUGUGGAGAAGGCCCAAUCCAAACCACCCUCAUGCUGGUGGGCAAGGGAAUCACCUAUGACACGGGAGGAGCAGACAUCAAGGCUGGAGGCAUCAUGGCGGGGAUGCACAGGGACAAGUGUGGAGCAGCAGCUGUAGCUGGCUUCUUCCAGGUCCUGGCCAAGAUGAAGCCUAAGCAUCUGAAAGUAGUUGGCUCCAUGGCCAUGGUGAGGAACAGCGUAGGGGCAGACUGCUACGUGGCUGAUGAGCUAGUGGUGUCGCGUGCAGGUCGCAGGGUGCGUGUGGGGAACACUGAUGCAGAGGGCCGCAUGGUUAUGGUGGACUUGCUCUGUGAGAUGAAAGAGAAGGCGGUACGGGAGGUGUCUCCUCAGCUCUUCACCAUCGCCACUCUGACUGGCCACGCCAUCCGUGCCAUGGGACCCAACUACUCUAUCAUCAUGGAUAAUGGGCCUGCCCAUCGCUCUGGGAAUGCUCUGCAGUGGCAAAAAGCUGGGGAGGUGCUGGGGGACGUGUUUGAGGUGUCCAGUAUCAGACGUGAGGACUAUGAGUUUCACAAGGGCAAGUCUGAGUACGAGGAGAUCCUGCAGAGCAACAACCUACCUUCCUCUGCAACCCCCCGAGGUCACCAGACCCCUGCGGCUUUCCUCAUCAUGGCCUCUGGCCUAGACAAGUAUGGGCAGGACUCAGACCAGCCUCUACCCUACUCCCACAUUGACAUCGCUGGCUCCAGCGGUCCGUUCCCUGGAGUUCCUACUGGUGCCCCCAUUCUCGCCAUGGCCACAAACUACAUCCUGCCCAGUGCCUAACAACACACCAUCCUGUCAGCAUCUCCUAAUAUAGAAACAGAAUCAGUAGAAUGUUUCUUGAUAAGUGACCGUCCACGUGUAAAAGGUGCCAAUUGCUUAUACAAUGCACAGAACACAAUAGUGGAUUUGAAAACAUUCCAGAAUACUUGUCUUCUUUCAUGAAUUCUUCUAUAACCUUGCAAGUUCCAUCCGUCCGACUCAGCCCAGCAGUUCCUAACAUGUGUUUUCACUGUACUCAGGGAAGAGACCAGCACAGAGUAUUUAUUCCAUCCAUUUUCUAUGUGUGCUAGUUUCAAACUGGAGUGUGGCAGUGCAUUUUAUGAUUGUGUGCAAGAAAAUAUCAAACACUCCAAUAAAAUAAUUGGUAUGUUCCUUCAAGUAAAAA
Messenger RNA from Hypomesus transpacificus, 2028 nucleotides. RefSeq lists its product as uncharacterized. Gene Ontology annotation, biological process: proteolysis. Gene Ontology annotation, molecular function: manganese ion binding; metalloaminopeptidase activity. The record is from RefSeq and is a predicted model, not a curated record. Lineage: Eukaryota; Metazoa; Chordata; Actinopteri; Osmeriformes; Osmeridae. The coding region runs from base 93 to 1643 and encodes 516 amino acids. Gene Ontology annotation, cellular component: cytoplasm. The transcript is spliced from 16 exons.